Messenger RNA from Guyanagaster necrorhizus, 587 nucleotides. Its product is annotated as ankyrin. Gene Ontology annotation, molecular function: protein binding; ubiquitin-protein transferase activity. Gene Ontology annotation, cellular component: BRCA1-A complex; BRCA1-BARD1 complex. Gene Ontology annotation, biological process: protein K6-linked ubiquitination. The transcript has 6 exons. The record is from RefSeq and is a predicted model, not a curated record. Lineage: Eukaryota; Fungi; Basidiomycota; Agaricomycetes; Agaricales; Physalacriaceae. Bases 54 to 554 code for a protein of 166 amino acids.
AUUGUUUUCCAUCUUUCAACAUUACAUUGACUCUAUAUUGACAUCAUCAAGCCAUGGCAGAUUUGAAUGGUGGCGCCAGCAACAAUGAGCGACUCUUGGCGGCCGCAAGGUCAGACAACGAAGAACUGAUGAUGGAAGUGUUCUCCGAGGGCGGAUUCGACAUUAACUUCCAGGAUGGACUUGGGAAUACUGCCCUACAUCUCGCCGUGUCCAACGGUUCCACAGAUGUGCUUGAACAUAUACUAUCUCAUGAAGACUGCGACGUUGACCCCAUUAACCGUAUCGAGAAGGCGACACCCUUGCAUCUGGCAGUCAAGCUUGAGCACCCUGAGCUAAGGAAGCAUGUAGUAAACAGCCUCCUUGAGGCUGGUGCCAACACUUCUAUACGAGAUAAGUUUGGUGAAACGGCGCUCGAUCUGGUAUCGACCAAAGAUACAGAAGUACGAGCUUUGUUUAGAAAGGCUCAAGCACAAGCGAGCAUAUCUCAGGACGAUAUUGCCAGUGAUGACGACGACGUUGGAUCAGGAUCAGAAUCAGGGUCAGAUGACGACUAGAUGUUUCUUACACGCGUUACCACUUUCGUAGAC